ACUUAAUAUUAAAUAGUGUGUUAAUAUCGCCGGUAUCAUAUCAAAAUAUGAGUAGAGAAUUGAGAUUGUUUGAACACGGUAUGAAAAUAUGUCCAAACAUCAUCGUCUCGGUGGAACAUCUUCGUAAAGGAAGGAUAUGGGAAUGGAUCAAGAUUGGCAAUGUAAUCAUAAAGAAUAUCUCAUCGAAUAAAUGGCCGAAGUAUGUCAUUUUUUUCGAUUUAGGUGUAAUGAGCAGGAAAUGCCUGACAAUACAAAAUUUUUUUUGAUGGGAAUGAA
Molecule: messenger RNA, 276 nt
Organism: Dinoponera quadriceps
Lineage: Eukaryota; Metazoa; Arthropoda; Insecta; Hymenoptera; Formicidae
Exons: 2
Source: RefSeq, a predicted model, not a curated record